This is a messenger RNA of Onthophagus taurus, 507 nucleotides long. RefSeq names its product transcription factor Ken-like. The record is from RefSeq and is a predicted model, not a curated record. NCBI's taxonomy places the organism in Eukaryota, Metazoa, Arthropoda, Insecta, Coleoptera, Scarabaeidae.
GUUUUUAUAUAAAUACGAGUUGAUUGUGUUAUGUGUUAUCAUUGAAUAAAAUUGCUUUAAAAUGAAGUCGAUUUUGAUGUUGUUGGUUGUAGUUUGCGUUGCAUCAGCUGCAACUCAUCACCGUAACAAAAAACAUCAUUUUAAACGAGAUGGUGGUUCUUAUGAUACUUGUGUAAUUGGAGAUGGUUGUUAUGAGGGAUGUACUAUAUCAUAUCCAAGUUGCCCCAACCCAAACAACAAAAGAUCCAAUGAUGACUCAGGUUAUUACAAUUAUUGUGAUUGUGAAUGUGACGACACCACUCAAAACUCAUAUCAAGACGACACAACAACAACUCCAAUUCCUGAUGAUGUCACGGUGAAACGUGCGAAACACCACCCCGCUAAAAAACACCACCACGCCAAAAAACACAAUCAACACGAAACCAAAAUUCACAAUUAAUUACAAUUUUUAACGUUGUUAAGAAAAACCCAACGAAAUAAUGAAAUAAAAUAAAUCUUAACAACAAA